UUUCAGUAUAAACUGGCUGCUUUUGAGAGAAACACGGGUUUCUAUUUGGCCUCAAUUGAGCAGCUUUCCAUGUGUUUUUAAGGGGCUAAAAUUUCACCUUUGCCUGCAGAAAGAUGUGGAUCCAAGAUGAGGAGAGCACAGUUGCAGACUCGGAUGAAGAAAGUUGUUUAUCUUCUGAAGAUUGGGCAGAUAUUCAGUGCGAGAUCCUGGAAAAGCAGAGAGAUGAAGCCAAUCAGAGGCUGACGGAGCUGGAGGAAGUGUCCAGUAACCUCCUGAAGGAGAUAGAUAUGCUGGAGAUCCAAUUCCAGGUGGAACGCUCCUGUAGGGAGAGCGCUGAGGCUCUGGCUCUCAAAGUUAGCAAAGAGAACAAAGACCUGAAAAGGAAGAGCCAAAUGCUGAUGCCGCUGAUCUCCAACCUGCCAGAGAACCUGGUCGCAGCCACCUUUGACCCAGAGGCCGAAGCAGCGGUAGACGGCGACGUGGUUGAUUUUGGGGAAUGUAACAGUGAGGGCAACUUGCUGCUUGAAAGUCAAGCCAAGAUCACAGCGCUGCAGGCAUCAAUGGACGGCCUGUUGGCUGAGAAGCUACGGCUGGAGCUUCAGGUGGAGGAACUGACCAGAGAGCAGGUCCACCUCAGAGAACAGGUUGCUGUGGAAGCUGAGGAGAAGGAAGCCAUUCUGAGGAAAAUGACCAAGCAGACUAAGACCAUGAGUAAAAUUAAAAGAGUCUCCCAGCUUGUCACCGAGGAGUUCACAGAAAUGUCUCAGAAGCUGGAGAUAGAGCAGGGCCUCCGGCAACAUGCUGAAGUCUUCGCCCACAAGAUGUUGGUGGAGCAGAAGGCGGUCCAGGGACCGAGCACGAUGGAGAUGUGUGGCUCUGAGGCCGACAGGCAGCUUCAGCUGCAGGAGGCGCUGAACCAAAUACAGCACAUCAGCAAAGCCCUGUGCAGCAUUCAGCACUACUACCAGGACCAGGUAAAACAGAGCUCAGGUGCCGAGGCAGACGACAGUGAGUUGCAGUACCUGAAAGAGCAGCUGAAGAAGAGUGAGGAGGAGAAGAGGACUUUGGAGAGUCAGCUGUCUCAGGCCAAUGCAUCAGUCACAGAGCUGAAGGAGGAAGUGAAACAGUUACAGCAAACGAUGAGCACAGAGGAGAAAAACGAGGAGCCGAAGAAAGUGACCGCUCCUGCUCCACCUCCUCCCCCACCUCCUCCACCGCCGCCAUCCCUACCCAAUCCUGCUUUCAACUUACAGGAUUUCCUCAGGAGCAGGAAGCAAGGAGUCAUUGCAGUUGAUGACGGCAAGCCAGCACCACUGAUGGACAUCAAGGCAAAGGCAGUGGAUGAAAUGAUGGAGAGAAUAAAGAAAGGCAUUAUCCUGAGGCCCAUACAAAAAAUUCAGGACGAAGACAGCUCAUGGAGGGACCAGAGAAGUGAAAACAGGAAAUCAGCCGUGCUGGAAUUGAAGGGGAUGCUGGACAACAUUAAACGGCAGCACCUCCACAGGGUGCCCUCCAGGAGGGUGAUUGGCAGGAAUGAGGCUGAGCUGCAGAUGGUCCUCCAGAGAAGAAGAAGAGCGAUGGGAGAAAAUCAGGACAGAUUGCCCUCAGCUCAAACCAAUGAUCUCCAACCAGGGCUGCAGCUUGCCCCAGCAGCGGGUGACAGUCCCUGGGCCGGUGAGAUCGGCAGUGCACCUGUGCUCCGGAGGCUGAAACAGAACCGGGAGAAGAGAGAUUCCCACAUCAGAGCAUCAGCGCUGAUCAUCAGCCACGGAGCCUUACAGCAGCCUCUCGACCAAAUACAGAAAAUAUCAUCCUAAUGCCUUGUCUACAGAUGCACCCAGGAAAUAUUGCCUAAUUUUGGUUAAUGUUAAAAUAAAAAUAGAUUA
This is a messenger RNA of Fundulus heteroclitus (mummichog), 1886 nucleotides long. RefSeq names its product shootin 2 (gene shtn2). Bases 114 to 1817 code for a protein of 567 amino acids. The record is from RefSeq and is a predicted model, not a curated record. NCBI's taxonomy places the organism in Eukaryota, Metazoa, Chordata, Actinopteri, Cyprinodontiformes, Fundulidae. The transcript is spliced from 17 exons.